Messenger RNA from Folsomia candida, 2072 nucleotides. Its product is annotated as poly(A)-specific ribonuclease PNLDC1. The record is from RefSeq and is a predicted model, not a curated record. Gene Ontology annotation, molecular function: poly(A)-specific ribonuclease activity; RNA binding. Bases 247 to 1725 code for a protein of 492 amino acids. The transcript has 12 exons. Lineage: Eukaryota; Metazoa; Arthropoda; Collembola; Entomobryomorpha; Isotomidae. Gene Ontology annotation, cellular component: cytoplasm; endoplasmic reticulum. Gene Ontology annotation, biological process: nuclear-transcribed mRNA poly(A) tail shortening.
AAAAUUAACAAAUUAAGUAUGAAAUAGUUUUUUAAUUGAUUCACGAGUUACGUAAUGAUUUCAAAGGAUUAAUUUAUCAGAAAUUUAUCAAAAGUUCCAAUAUUGACAAGUCAAGAAACCAUAAAUUACUGAAAUACGUUGUUCGUUUUUACUACAUUUUGAGUUGUUUUACCGUUUUACCGGUUGUAACGUUGCAUUUAUGCAGAAACUUCUGAUAAUUUGGCGACAACUCCUCUUUAAUUAAUCAUGGCGGAGGUGACCCGUUCCAACUUUGAGGAUUUGUUACCAGAAAUUAAGAGCCGGAUGAGAACAUGUAAUUUCAUCAGUUUGGAUGCCGAAUAUACCGGCCUGCACCCGGAAGACAUUAAAGAUAAGAACAGUUUAUUUGACACUCCGGAUCAAAGAUAUGUAAAGCUGAGGGAUAAAGUUGUCUCAAAAUUUGCAAUUUGUCAAAUUGGUCUCGCCUUUUUCGAACGGUCGGUCGAGAACGAGAAGGAGCAUAUGGUCAACGCUUACAACUUUUUCGUCUUCCCCGUCUCAUUCGAUGCUUAUGCGAAAAGGGAAAUAAUUUCGUCGCAAGUUUCCUGUAUCAACUUUUUGACCAAGAAUGACUUUGACUUCAACAAGUAUUUUAAACAAGGUGUCCCAUAUCUGAAUAAGGAAAAGCUCGAAAGUGUUCGGAAAUAUUUGGACGUAAAUCGUCACUUUAUGCACACCUGCGAAGAUCUCGACCCUCAUUAUUUUCCUAAGAGGAUCGAAUUUCUGUCGGAUAAGGACAUCAACGAGAUUAUUGACCGGUUGGAAGGAUUUUCAAAAGUUGUAAAACUUAUGCAAGAGUUCAAAAAGCCAAUCGUCGGGCAUAACAUGUUGUUGGAUAUUAUGCUCCUUUAUCACCAGUUUGUACAAGAACUGCCUUCCGACUAUUUUGAAUUCAAGAAACAAGUUCACGACCUAUUUCCUAGCGUGUUUGACACCAAAGCCACGGCCUAUGGGAUCGCAUCUCUUCGCAGGAAUCAGGACCCAGACGAUCACAUUUUAUCCGACACCAACCUCUUUGCAUUAUAUUCUAAUGUAUCAGCCCUCCUUCAAAAUACGUCGCAACCGAUAAUUAUCCCUGAGAACGAUACAUACGCUUACCACGAGGCCCUCGUUCUCGGGAGGACAACCAACUUGGAGACGGGAGUUAAAACGGCAAAGUGUCACACUGCGGGAUUUGAUGCUGUUGUAACGGGGGUUGUUUUUCUGAAAUUGGGAUUCUUGGCAGCCCGUCCCCGCAUUUUGCCAGAUUACCGACAAUUGCCUCAUCCCACUCUGACAGAGAUUUUUAAGCGUUUGUCCAGUUGGAAGGAUGAAAUCAAUAUAGGGCGAUGCAUCAUACCAAACAUUCAUCUCUCCCAACCUGACCCUAUUUCGAAAAGACCAGACUGGAUAAAGGUGCACCCUAUUCCUGGGCAUACUUUCGUAGAUCCUGUUGCCUUGCGAGGAUUGAUGGUAAAGUAUGGAGAUUUUGAAAUACAAGUCAUCACACAAGGUGAAGUCAUAAUUGCAUGUGGCGGCAUUGGCUGUCAUCGGAGGGUGCUAAGGGAUCUAGAAAGCAAAGGAUAUCGCAUCUCCACGGUCAAAAAGCCAACAAGCUCGUCGGAAAUAUGGAGCUGUGCAGCUCGUUGUGGAACUGCUUUCUUUGUGCUGUCCAUCGCUUUCCUGCUCUACUACAGGAGAAGGUGAAAGAAAUUUCAAGUGCCAAAUUAUCUAAUUGAACUUAGAGUCGUUGUAUCUGUGAUGAUUACAAUAUUUUAUUUUAAGUAACUGUACGAUGCAUCUUUUCUCAAGAGUUGCAAUAUAAAUUAGAGGUCAAUUUAUGCUCAACAAUGAUGCUUAAGACAAAUAACAUUGACAGGCAUAUUAGACAAUAUGUAUUUGUUUUAUACAUACAUUACAUGUACGAUCUAGUGAUUGAUCACAUUUUUUGUGUACGAUCUGGUGACUACUAGUCACUGACUAGUGCGAUAUACAUUUGUGACAUUUUGUGAUUGUUUUCUCAAUAUUAAAUCAAAUCAAUCAACAGCAGCAAA